Molecule: messenger RNA, 1144 nt
Organism: Pocillopora meandrina
Lineage: Eukaryota; Metazoa; Cnidaria; Anthozoa; Scleractinia; Pocilloporidae
Source: the annotation of a GenBank genome assembly
AAUGUUCCACUGGUUUCCACUUCUUCGAGAAAGUUCAAGACUUGCCAACCAGGGGAGCUACAGCUGUUCAACAUUAACUAUUAAUGGAAGUCUGUUCCUCACCUUUGGGAACUAUUAUGGAGAUAUUCACAAAUACAAGACAAGCUCCGUGGUUUACAAGAUGGAUGAACCGACUGAAAAGUUCACAUUGUACCAGACCCUGCAAACUAGAGGUGCAUAUGGCGUUGAGUACUUUUCUAUCGCUGAUAAACAUUUCCUUGCUGUGGCUCAUCAUUAUGAUGAUACGUACCAACUUGACUCUGUAGUAUUCCAGUGGAAUGGACAGCGGUUUGUGGUAUUUCAGAAAUUACCAACAAAAGGAGCUGCACACUUCAAGUUCUUCACAUUAAAUAGCGAAAAAUAUCUCACAGUGGCAAACUAUAACGAUGGAAGUACCCACUCAACAAAAUCAGUCAUCUACAAAUGGAAUGGCGUCAAGUUCAACAAGUUCCAGGAGAUAGCAACUGAAGGUGCCAUGGGAUGUACGGCAUUUGAAAUAAACAAUGUCACUUACAUCGCUUUCGCCAACCUUUUCACAUCUCAACAGAAGUAUUCUGUUCAGUCCACUGUCUUCAAAUGGUCAGGAGGACACUUCGUCAAACUACAGUCUCUUCAAACUUACGGGGCAUUUGACGUGAAGUCUGUUAAUAUCAAUGGUCACACAUUCCUCGCUUUUGCCUGCUUCUACUCUGGAAGUUCCUACAACAUUGACUCGUUUAUUUAUAAAUGGGAUGGUACUAGGUUCGUUCUUUUCCAGUCCAUUCCUACUCGUGGAGCCUUUGCAUGGUGUCCAUUCGAGAUCAGCGGUUAUACCUUCUUGGGUUUGGCCAAUUACUACGACAGCAGCCAGAAAUACAACGCACAGUCAGCUGUGUACCAGGCCUUUGGAGCAAAGUUCGUCGAGUAUCAAGAGAUUUCUACUCAUGGAGCUCGGGAUAUGACAUCAUUUGAGUACAAAGGUAACACUUAUCUGGCAGUGGCAAACUACCGCAAUCAGAAGUAUAACAUAAACAGCGCUUUGUACAAGUGGGUGUAAAAAUAAAGACAAAAGACGAAAAGCGUAAUGACUAAGAGUCUUAGCUGUUUAUGCAUUGGUGUAGUGAUA